Messenger RNA from Symbiodinium necroappetens, 1677 nucleotides. The record is from the annotation of a GenBank genome assembly. NCBI's taxonomy places the organism in Eukaryota, Dinophyceae, Suessiales, Symbiodiniaceae.
GAUGGUUUAGUGCCACCCCAGCCGACUGCUCCACAGGCCGUGUUGUCCUACACCACUGCGGCACUGUCACCCCCUCCAGGCCUUGCUGCCACGCCAAAGCCACAGCCGACCCUGCCGCUUGUGCCUCUACCAGCGGCUUGCUCGGCGGUGCCGGCAUUUUGGCCUGUGACCGCUGUCCUGCCAGAGUAUGAGGACGAGGCUAUGGGGCAUCUAGCUGACCAGCUACUGGCCCUCCUGGACGAGCCCGAGACCAUUCACCUCGCAAAGCUGCUGCUGACGCAGGGUUUCCUCAAGGAAGAGGACGUCCCUGGUCUCAUCGCCAAUGAGCAAAACUCUGGCCUGCAGCCUCGCCCAGUGCCCAAGGCCGACCGACCAUCCAAGGCAGCGCGAAUGAUGCCGGCAGUGCCGCAGAUGACACCUGCUCCUGCGAUGUCCGAGCCGCUGAUGUCUCUGCGUGACGCUUCGGGGGAUGGGGCGGCACGACAGGAGCUUCCACAAUCACGAGCUCUGCAGGCAGGACAAGAUGAAGCGGCGCAGGUGCCGGAAACUCCCCAGCCAGUGCACCUCUCCACGUUUGUGGGCUUGGUCCCGAAGCUCCAAGAGGCCUGUACUUCGCCGAUGGAUCCCAUGACGAAGCUGCAGCAGCUUCCCACCAUCGCAGAGCACCUGAUGAGCCUGCCAGGACUGGAUCCCAGCCAGUGGCUCCCAACAUUUCUCCAGAUGAUGCAAGAGCUGCUGGCUGCAGGCCCACAGAUACCAGCCAGAGGAGCCGCAAACACAGGCAUUCCACCUGCAGACCACGGGGUGCUCAGAGCCCAACACCAGGUGGGCCUGGGAUCACGGCUGCAGGAGUCAGCAAGCAUUUCGGCUCCCAGUGACCUGCUUGCGUCAGAGAGCUUCGACGAGGAGGAUGGCGCCGCCUUGGAGCAGUGGACCUACAUCGGCAGCUCCAGUACAGACGAGCGUGGUGAGGCCUUGCCUUCGACAGUCAAGGCUGUGACAUCGUUCAUCAUCCAGAACCUCCCACUCGACUUCAACCAGCAAAAGGUCAUGGACUUCAUCGACAGUUUCGGGUACCGGGAUCUCUAUGAUGUGCUUCUGUGGUUCCCCGCCAAGAAAUCCAGUCGACGUCAAACCUCCAGCGCCUUUAUCAACUUUCGUAACCCAGAGCUUGCGGUAGUCUUCCGCACACAGUUCCACAACUCCAAGAUAACAGAUGGCGACACGAAGCUGAACAUCUGUCCGGCCAUCGUGCAGGGCUUCACAGAAAACUUCGUCAAGUUCUGGCACCUGACCCAGAAGGACCCCCACAGUGGGAGCAUCUGCUGCCCGUACUUUGCAUCCGACCAGAUGGAGAAGGUGACCGAUGACGUUUGGAGCCGAGCACGGGCGAUGCUCGACACCUCUGGUCAAACGCGAGGAUCGCCAGAACAAGAGGGGUUUUCAAGGUGUCCGUUUGCUGCCUUGAGCCGCUGGCAGGGUGUAUGUCAGGACUGCGAAGAUCCAGAUUCCGAGUGUGCGCUAAUCUACUUGCGACUCUCUUCGCAUGCCGUGAUUUUGUACCCAUGUUUCUGGUGUGCCGGUGCCUCAUUAAUCAUUAAGCAUGGACUCUGCAACAUGAAACCGCAGGAAGACGAUGUUUUUUCGCGACUCAACACCAUGUCUGGCUGCCCUUGA